Molecule: messenger RNA, 3138 nt
Organism: Acaromyces ingoldii
Lineage: Eukaryota; Fungi; Basidiomycota; Exobasidiomycetes; Exobasidiales; Cryptobasidiaceae
Exons: 2
Coding region: 38-3007 (989 amino acids)
Molecular function (GO): protein binding; DNA binding
Source: RefSeq, a predicted model, not a curated record
AUUGAGCCUGCGUCCGCCAUCUUCACCGACCAUCACAAUGGAUGCAGGUGCCGACAAGGGGCAGCCACAAGGCCCUUCGGGGAGCAGACUUCCUCUUCCCGAGGAGGUUCUCGAGGUCAUCUUUUCCUAUCUCUCGCCGCUGGAACUGUCGGCGCUGGCAAAGACGUCACGGGCGCUGCAUCGCAUCGCCAGCAGCUCGCACCUGUGGGAGUCGGCUUACUACGCCUUUUGGCGUGAGGGAGACGAGGCCAGGGAGCAGGAGCGAAGGACGACAGUGUGGAGACAAAGGCGGAGGGCAGAAGCGUUGCGAGACUUGGCGAUAUUCAGCUGGAACACCAGAGGCAGAACACGUAGAGCUCGGUCGAGUGACGGCACACUUGACGGCGACGAGGGGAAGCCGGAAGAGCAGAUUGGGUGUGGAGGCAGUUCUGGCUCAAGAAAGGCAAAGCAGGACGAAUCUCUGGCUCCCUUUCCCAGGUUCUUGUCGAGCCACCCGGCGCAAUUUGAUACGGAGGACUUUGGCCAGCCUCCGUCAUUCUACAACCUCUUCCUCGAGAGAUUGGCCAUCGAUCAGGAGGUGCUAGACGUCAUCGAGGAGCAAUGCAAAUCGGAGUCAGGCUGGCUGAAGCGUGCAGGGGAGCUCGUCAACAAGCAUGGCAACGACGCAAAAGAUGUGCUCCACGCUCUCGUAAGCUCGCAGCUUCGUCGUUUUGACAGUCCCUUUGACGAAGAGGAGGAUGAUGACCAGCACAAUGCGCCAUCAUUUCCGAGGGCAUUCGCUCUUCGCAGGCCUGGAAUCGUUCGAUCUCGAACACAUCACCUCACCAUCGUCCACUACGCUCGCGAGCUCCUCGAACACCUCCAGGUCAGAGAGGCCAUGUACGGUCUAAGCUCGAUCCGCCCGAGAGACCCUGAUGUCCACUCCGGUUCCCCACCGAAAGGCUCGAGCCUAUGGACCAGCCUUGCUCCGACAAGCGACGACGUGAGCAAUGCGGAGCUGGAGCAGGCCCUCGAAUCCAAGCAGUUCGAAACGGCCUGCAGCUGGUUGUCGAUGUUUCGAGGAGGCGAGGGUCAGGAGAUCGCCGAAGAGCUCGACGUCCUGGCAACGAGCUGCGCACUUUUCCUUCGACAAGGCAACAUUAGUCUGGAAAAGGAUCCGACAGUAUUCACGCUCGCUAUACAGGAGUUUAUGGAACGCCGUGGCUUCAAAGGUGCAGAGCAGAAUGACUUUUACCACCUUGACAAUAACUUCUUACACCUCUGUCUCGAUGAGUCGGGAAGGAAAGCACUGCCGUUGACCUUGACGGUCAUCUUUUGCUCUCUUGCCUGCCGUCUCGGCCUGCGCGCGAUGCUUGCCAACGUGCCAGGCCGUAUCCUGGCGUUCGUUGAGCUUCCAGCAGGGUCGGAGCACAGAGCAGCUGAGCGCUUCUGGGUGGAUAUCUACGGCGGCGGCAUCAUCUUGCGAGAGGACGACAUUCGACGCCUGCUGAGUAGGAUGCACGAGACGCCCCUGGAUGCGGCCCAGCUCGGACUGGCGGCAUCAGACGCUGUCACCAUCGCUCUGCGCGCAGCUAAGAACAUUCUCAACAGCGUUCAGAGGAUGCGCACUGUUCCACAGAUCCUGUUUGCCGUCGAAGAGUCAAAUGGGGGUAUGACAAAGGACUUCAACAGCGGGCCCCAACGCCGUCCAGCCGAGGACCCAAGCCUGAAUGCAGACCAGCUCUUCGAGAAGCUGGCAUAUGCUCCCAACUUCGUAUUUUCGCCUAGAAGGACCUACCUUUGGCGGUCGUCACGGACCUCGCCAUUGGGGCCCAAGCUCUGUGAUCCCUUUUGGCUGGACGAGACAGAGGCAAUCACUGCAUCCGGACAAGGUCGGCAUCGGUCCAGAUUGCAGGGCACCGACUUUGACCAGACUGCAGCGGUGCAUGGAGCCGCGCAUACACUGGUACGCCUGGGCACCGUACCUGAUAUACGUCAAGGAGCAGCUGGUCCAAACUGGCUGGCGAGUCUUGCUAAGGUCUCUUUCCCACUCGACGUCCUUGUCAUUGAGGAAGAGCUGGUUGGCCGACGAUCUUCUGUCGUCGGCAGCACGCCCAGGCCCCGUGGAAGCGGCGUGACCGAUCUUCGCUCGUACUCAAGUCAGGUCAAUGCGGCUGCCACGGAAGGCUCUCAAAGUGCCAGCAGUCCCCUGCAGCCUCCUUCAGAACAUUCUUAUCUCUUCAAUGAUCAAGACGAAGAGGCACGCGAGAUGUUGGCGCACGAGCUCAGAGGCAUCUGUCUUGCUUGCCAAGGAGAAAUCUCUGACCGAGAUCGCAAACGAAGGAAUCCAUCCCUGGAAGAUCUCAAGGGCGACGAUUUGGACGAGGCCCGGAGCACCGCUGCACAAGGCACGCAAAAUCUUGAUCACAUCUACUCCGUCGGAACCGUCUUCGUUCACCGCACGUACGGCUACCGAGCUGUCAUCAAGUCGUGGGACACCAAGUGCAGCGCUUCGGAAAAUUGGAUCGAGCAGAUGGGAGUAAGAGACCUGCCUGGGGGUGACAAGCAGCCAUUCUAUUCUUCCAUCGUCGAUGACGGCAGUACCCGCUACGUUGCGCACUGCAACAUUGUGCCGGCUGUCUCUAGACCGGUCCACAGAGGCUCGCAGAACGACAAGGGUUCAGGAGAUUCGCAGACAUCGGUGUCUAUUGGCGACGAGGGGAACGGAACCUCGUCACCUCACCUGCUGCAGAGCUUACAGGAUGACGAAGCAGAAGAAUCACCUCGAAUGGUACCAUCCACGACAAAAACAUCUGCGACUGCUACACGGGAAUCGUACGUGAGGAGGGAAGACGUCGAACGGCUGUUGAAGCAUCGGGGAAUCGGUGUGCUAUUCCGAUGCGUCAACACCAGUGCGUUCCCUGGACCAGGGUCACAAAGUGGUAAGGGGACCAGGAUCCGGCUCGUCAGGAAUGAGAGAGGAAAGGCAAUCUUCCCGGACGAUGGCGGUGAUGCGACGCCAGUGUAGACCCUUCUACGGUGGGCGGGCCCUUCAACGACUCUUUUUCUGAUCAUAACUAGGACAAUGUAGUCUCUCAUCACAAUGAUAUGCAUGUCAUUACUACUUUUGGAGGUAAUAGAAGGUGUCAAAGACCCUAU